Messenger RNA from Anoplophora glabripennis (Asian longhorned beetle), 2732 nucleotides. It is a transcript of the gene Octbeta2R, whose product is annotated as octopamine receptor beta-2R. Gene Ontology annotation, molecular function: octopamine receptor activity. Gene Ontology annotation, biological process: adenylate cyclase-activating adrenergic receptor signaling pathway. Gene Ontology annotation, cellular component: membrane. The transcript has a single exon. Lineage: Eukaryota; Metazoa; Arthropoda; Insecta; Coleoptera; Cerambycidae. The coding region runs from base 194 to 1426 and encodes 410 amino acids. The record is from RefSeq and is a predicted model, not a curated record.
AUCCGGAACCACUUCAGUGAUUAACCCAUCAGCCCUGGAACAAAAGGACUGGCAUUCUAUCAAUUAUAUCCCCAUAUACCGACCCGCAAAACGUAAUAACAUGAACAAUGUUUCGCCGCAGAUCAAUUUGUGUCGGAUUCAAGCAGAGGCACGUCAAUAAUCGUUUACUGCUGCUGUAAAACAAGCUAGUGUUAUGGAUAACGAAACAUAUAACGUGUCCACAACCCAAGCCACUCAAUCAGAUUCAGAAUGGACCGAUUCAUUUGUGUUGUUCAUAAAAGCCACUAUUAUGGGUAUUAUCAUAAUAGCGUCGAUUUUUGGAAACCUCUUGGUUAUAGUGUCAGUUAUGAGGCACAGAAAGCUGAGGAUAAUCACAAAUUAUUACGUUAUUUCUUUGGCAUUAGCGGAUAUGUUAGUGGCUAUGUUCGCGAUGACGUUUAACGCCAGUGUUCAAAUUUUCGAUAGGUGGUUAUUCGGUUAUUAUAUGUGUGACGUGUGGAACUCUCUAGAUGUCUACUUUUCAACGGCUUCCAUACUACAUCUCUGUUGCAUCAGUGUAGAUAGAUUCUACGCAAUUGUGAAACCGCUGCAGUAUACUUUGUAUAUGACUAAAAAAGUAGUCGCUUUGAUGCUUCUUAAUACGUGGAUCAGUCCAGCGAUGAUUAGUUUUCUUCCCAUCUUCAUGGGCUGGUACACGACUCCCGAGAAUAAGAAACAUAGAGAAGAAAACCAAAAUGAUUGCCAGUUUGUAGUGAACACUACUUAUGCACUUAUAAGCAGCAGCAUAUCCUUUUGGAUACCCUGUACAAUAAUGAUAACCAUGUACCUGGCCAUAUUCAUAGAAGCCAAUAAACAAGAAAAGGAGAUGUACAAUCGACAUGGCGCGGCACUCUUGCUGCAUCAGAACAACACCAACGGCGAUAUGCUUUCCAAUUCUGGAGGAUCGUCAAAAACCCUUACCCUGCACGAGAUUAACCAAGACUUACAUCACACACCAACCAGAGAACGAAAUAUUUCAAAAAUGAAGCGAGAACACAAGGCAGCAAGGACUUUGGGUAUUAUAAUGGGAACCUUCAUAUUAUGUUGGCUGCCUUUCUUUGUUUGGUAUCUUACUGUACAUAUUUGUGAUACCUGUAAAGAGCACUGUCCAGAAGAGGUUGUGGCCAUUGUUUUUUGGAUCGGAUACUUCAAUUCAACUUUGAACCCAAUAAUAUACGCGUACUUCAAUAGAGAUUUUAGAGAAGCAUUCAAAAACACGUUGCAUUGCGCAUUUUGCAGUUUGUGUCACAGUCCGCCUUCCAAUUUGGACUUUAUCGAUAAUAGGAGACCUUCCAUAAGAUAUGAGGAUAGAACAAGGAGUAUAUACUCGGAAACAUACCUCAAACAUGUCGAUAGAAGAUGUUCUGACUUCGGUUCGAGUCUCUGAGUAGACUUAACUAGUAGCAGACUUACUACUACGAGUUUCUGAAAGGAGUAGUAAGCUUGUUACUAGUUUGUAAGGUAAUACUUAAAAGAUGGUGCUGUUUUUAUCUAUAUUUUUAGCGUGGCAUAAGUUCUGACAGAGUGAGUGAAAUAAUGCAAACGUGAUUUAGUAUGUUACAUUUAUAUUAGUAUUUGUAUAUACCAUUUGCCAAAUGUCUUAUUUUUAUUAAUUACUAAUUCGAGUGAUAUUACUAAUGCAAUUGUGUCACCUAAAGAAUGUACUAAUAAUAGUUUAUUAUUUUUUUUAUUGGAUCUGAUCAAAAGGUCCCUGUAAACCUUAUACGAUGUUCAAGAAGAACGUAUUAAGAGUCACAGUUAUAUGCCUAAUAGACUGAUAUCUGUUUUUUCUAUAUGAAGACUUUACACCAUGUGUAAAGAUUUGUGUGUAUUUAAUCUCUUGGCUGGACAAAAAUAUGUUACAUUUUAAUAAACAUAAGUAUCUAAAGAAUGCAAUAGUAACAAAGGAGUGCUACAUUUUCUUCUCCACAUCAUUGCCAAGAAAAGUGAUAUUACAAUACCAAAAAUAGGAUUACCUUAUGUUUCUCACUAAAGCAGAAAUUUUUUAUAAUUUUUCUUUUUCUUGGAAAAAAUAUAAAACUUAAUUUUUUCCAACAGUAGGUUCCAAUUAUAGGUGUUUUUUAUCACGUACUCUAAGUAACAUCGGCGAAUAAAAGCGUAAUUAGUAUAACUACUCCAAAAUUAUAUCUGGGUGCAAAAUACUCCGACACCAAUUUGUGUAAAUGGCUACAGUUUCUGUUACCAAAAUAGGCCGCUGAAAGGAAAAAUCAAUAUUCACAAAGAGUAAUUUAUGUUUGCAAAGGAAAUUACUUGGUAUGGAGAAUGUAAAUAAUGGGAGAGAAAUAAAUAUACAUUAUUAUUUAAGUUAAAUUUUAGGAUUUUUAUGUAAGUAAAUAAAAAAUAAACCACGUAUUUUUUCUUAUGAAUUACUGUUUUCAGCUGUAUCUUUUGUCCGGCCCAUCUCUUAAAUCCCGAUCAGUAUUUCAUCAAGAAAGGUUCUAUUCAAACAUGUAAAAAUAUUCAAAACACUUUAUAGAAACCAUAUAGCAAAACGUUUAUCCAUCUUUUGGUUGAUAAAGAAUACACAGUCAAACAUUUUCGGUUUUUAUUCUAAUUUGUCUUUGUAUGGUUACCCCUCUGGGUAUAUUCAAUUCCGUUAACAAAAUAAAUAACAAGCAAUCAAUUUUUUAUUAUAAAACAGUUGUUCUAAAUUAUUUAUUAGAUCAGAUUAU